This is a messenger RNA of Rotaria sp. Silwood1, 342 nucleotides long. Lineage: Eukaryota; Metazoa; Rotifera; Eurotatoria; Philodinida; Philodinidae. The record is from the annotation of a GenBank genome assembly.
AUGAAUAAAAAUUCUUCUUCUUCAAAUUUAACAUCGGAUGAGUGGUCAUUAAUUAAUAAUAUAAAAGAUGCAUAUGAUUUGUCAACAUUAGAUUGUGAUACAACUCAUAUAAAUAAUUAUUCCUUAAUUGAUUCAACAUUGAAAGAUUUUCUCAAUGAUGAACAACAAAUGUUUAAAAGUUUAAUCAAAUUUUAUAAAAAAAUUCCACAUUUUAAACAAAUAAAUCUAGAAGAUCAAAUAAUAUUAAUAAAAUGCAAUAUAACACAUUUAAUUCAUAUUCAUCAUGUAUUAAAAGAUAAUUUUGUAGAAGGUGCAAAACUUGGUAUAUAUAUGAGUAAAUGA